CAACUUCCGCGCCUCUAGGCGGGCCGGGACUGCCGCUACCUUUCUGGAAGGCGCCGGCCGGCCCCGCUGAACCCCGCCACAGGCGGCUCCCGCUGCGUCUCCGCUGCCGGGCAGGGACGGGGCGCCCCGCCCUCACCAGCGCCCGCCCCCGCCCGCCCCCCGGCCCGCCCUCCGCAUCUGGCCCCUGGGCCGCGGCCCCGGGAGGCGGCCAGCGAGCUGGGGCCGCGCGAUGUCGCACGGAGCUGGGCUCAUCCGCACCACGUGCAGCAGCGGCGGCGGCGCGCUCGGACCCGGGGCCGGUGCUGCCCAGCCCGGCGCGAGCCCCCUGGAGGGGCUGCUGGACCCCGGCUACCCCCGCACCCACGCGGCCCUGCUGAAAGUGGCGCAGAUGGUCACCCUGCUGAUUGCCUUCAUCUGCGUGCGGAGCUCCGUGUGGACCGACUACAGUGCCUACAGCUACUUUGAAGUGGUCACCAUUUGCGACUUGAUAAUGAUCCUCGCCUUUUACCUGGUCCACCUCUUCCGCUUCUACCGCGUGCUCACCUGUAUCAGCUGGCCCCUGUCGGAACUUCUGCACUAUUUAAUCGGUACCCUGCUCCUCCUCAUCGCCUCCAUCGUGGCAGCUUCCAAGAGUUACAACCAGAGCGGACUGGUAGCCGGAGCGAUCUUUGGUUUCGUGGCCACCUUCCUCUGCAUGGCAAGCAUGUGGCUGUCCUACAAGGUUUCCUGUGUAACCCAGUCCACAGGUCUACUGACUGGAAUUCCACGUUUUCUGCACUAAUCACUUUCUCAUCUAUGGACUACCACUUCCGGACUGAUGUUAUUGGAAGUGAAGUGAGAUCUUAAACACUUGAGAAUCUUUCUAGAGUCAAACUAGUUUUACCAGCCUUUUUCAGUUGCCUCGCUCUUCCUUAAUUCCAUGGCAGAUAAAUAUUUUAGUAACUUAUCUUUCAGUCUUCCCAAAGCAUUCAGUUUAGUUUUUUAAAAAAAUCCUUUUCACACUCAGUUUCAGCUUUGUAAUAUUUAACAGUUUGGCCACAAAAGUAUAAUCAGCAUAAAGCAGUAUGAGAACAACGCAACUCGACUGAUGACAGAAGCAAGAGUUCUGGAGUGCUAAUGAGAUGGCUACUGGCCAUGGCAGGCUGUGGGUGACUGGUAUGGGGUCAGGAUGCUUGGUAUGGUGAGUGGAGAAUGUUAACUCUAGUUAACUUGGCAACCAAAUAUACGCAAGUGGUUUUUAACUACUUCCAACCGCUGUAUAUGUGAUACUAACAAUACUGGUCCUCACCGAAGAAAGAGUCAGGAUUUUUUAAAAGGCAAAGGUGGUGGGGAAAAGAAUAAAUUCGUUUUAAAUGUGCUGUGAUUGAGGGGUCUGUGGAAGAGUUAGGUGGAGAUGUAGUUGGAAAGCAAAUGAACAUAUGAGUCUGCAGUUGAAAGGUCUGAGAUGCAGAUGAAGAUGUGGGAGGCAGCAUAGUGGGAGAGUGAGAUGACCCAAAUGAGGAAAGACAGCCUUAUGUGGAAAUCCGAGGAACUGAAGAUUUACGGGAUAUGCAGAGGGGAAGAAACCAGCAAAGGACAACUAAGAGCAGCAAUCAAAAGGGUAGUAAACAAGAAAAAAGUAUUUACACACUUACACACGUAAUCAAGAAUGCUCAAUGCUACUUAGAGGUCAAGUAAGAACAACACUGAAACACCUACCUUAGACUGAGCUAUCAGAAGGCUGCUAGUGACACCAGCAAGACAAGUUCCGGGGUAGUCAGGUAGAGAAGCUGGAUUACAAUACUGUAUAUUGGGAAGUGAGGGGAGGGUAAGGCAGAGAAAUAAGAGAUAGCAGAGUCAACAAGUGUGGCUGGGAAAGAAUGGCCAGAUAGGGCAGUAGUGGAUGAGGUCAAAGAGAAGGGAAUUUCAACAUGGGAGAGAACUGAGCAUGUUUAAAUGCUUAGGCAGAAACCAGCAAGAUGGGUGGGUCUAAAGACAGAGGUAGAAAAAUGGCUCUCUAAAGAUAGGAUUCAGGGCUCAGGUUUGGGGCUAACUCUUCUCUAGAAACAGAAGGAAAGACAGAGAAGAGUGCUCUGCUGGGGCAGUUUGUGUGGGUUUUGAGGAAGCUGAGGGAGUUUCCUUCUGACUGCCGAAACCAUCAAAAUGACUGAUGCCCCAAGUCAGAGGCAUUAAUUUCCCUUUAGGGAAUUAAUUACCUUCUCACCCCGUCAGGCCAGUAGAAGCAACCAGACGGGUUAAUGGCAACAGGAUUGCUACCAAAAUCAACAAAUACUUUUCAUAGCAACAGUAAACAUCUUAUCCCACAAAACAUUUUCAUUCAAAAGAGUCAAUGGGGCCGGGCGUGGUGGCUCAAGCCUGUCAUCCCAGCACUUUGGGAGGCUGAGGUGUGCGGAUCACAAGGUCAACAGAUCGAGACCAUCCUGGUCAACAUGGUGAAACCCCGUCUCUACUAAAAAAUAUACAAAAAAUUAGCUGGGCAUGGUGGCGCGUGCCUGUAAUCCCAGCUACUCAGGAGGCUGAGGCAGGAGAAUUGCCUGAACCCAGGAGGCGGAGGUUGCGGUGAGCCGAGAUCGCGCCAUUGCACUCCAGCCUGGGUAACAAGCGCGAACUCCGUCUCAAAAAAAAAAGAGUCAAUGGUACAGCCAUCCUGAAAAACAGUUCAGCAGUUUCUUUCAAAACUAAGCAUGUGUCUACCAUACGACCCAGUAAGAGAACUUUUGGGCAUCUAUCUCAAGGAAAUGAAAACUUUAUGUUUGUACAAAAACUGGUACAUGUUUAUUACAAUUUUAUUCAUAAUAGCCCCAAACUAGAAACAUUCCAGAUGCAAUAGUUAAAACAAACUGUGGUAUAUCCAUACUACGGAAUAUUAGCAAUAAGAAGGAGCAAACUUGAUAUAUGUAAUGUCCUAGAUGAAUCUCCAGAGAAUUAUUCAAAGAAAAAAAAAUCCAAUCUCAAAAGGUUACAUAUUGUAUGAUUCCAUUCAUAGCCCAUUCUUAGAAUAGGCUGAGGCAGGAGAAUUGCUUGAACCCAGAAGGCAGAGGUUGCAGAGAGCCGAGACCGUGCCAGUGCACUCCAGUCUGGGUAACAACAGCGAAAUUCCGUCUCAAAAAAAAAAAUAAUAAUCAUAAUCAUAGUAAUAAUAAUGAUGGCUAACAAAUUAGUCGCAGCCAAGAGAAAGGGGAAGGGUGUGGCUACAAAGGGGUAGCACAGGGAAGCUCUAUGCUGAUGGCACAGUUCAGUACCUUGAUUGUGGUAGCUGAUUACAGAAAGCAAUAUAUGUGGUAAAAUUACACAGAAUUACACACACAUGCACACACAAAUAAGUGCAUGGGACCUCCCUGUACACUUUUUUUUUGUUUGUUUCCUGUGAAUCUAUAAUUAUUUCAAAAUAAAAAGUUAAAAAAAUAGUUCAAACCUACACUGGUAUCCAAACCUUUAAGGGAUUUCCUCUCCCUCCUACUGGCUACACAAAAAUGUAUAUAUCCCCACAGCUGAAAAUACUUUAUAUAAAAGAAAAAACAUAGGUACUAUCCCUCUGAUUUUCUGUAAGCUAGUGAAGCAUGAAAUAGCCCAGCAUGUCCCAAACAACCUCCUUCAGACAGAUGUUAGGUAAGGCACUCCCAAUCACUCCACCACAGAAUAUAAGGUGACAACACAAAGACAAAUCUGCGAAGGCUACUCUGUAAAGACACUUCCUUGGUCUCCUGCAGUCAUAGUUACAGGAUGAGUUUUUACAUGACUAUAGUCUAAUAAAAUACAAAAUAUCUAACAUUUCACUUGCCCUUUUCUUGCCUCUAUGUUAUAUCUUGUCCAAGUUUUAAAAGUUUCUCUAUGAGAAAUUUGCAAAAUAUGCCUCAGGUGUAUAAAAGUUAAUUAACUGAGAGAAGAUAUCAGCCUAAAAUCCUAGGGUUUGGGAAUAAACCAUUCAUGUUACAAUUAGACCAUGAGGCACACUCAUGUGUGAAGGUUAUAUUGCAAUAAAAUAUUAUCUGUAGGAUAGACACAGGCUGCUUGUCUAAUCUCAGUUAAAAAAGGACAGGAUCCAGCUUGUACAGAAGCAGUCAGUCUCAAGUCCUUACAAGUCCUAUUCCAAAUGUAUUAACAGGGGUCAUUCUUAUUGACCUUAAGCCUCAGAGCAAUAGUAAGAGGCAGGUUCUGCCUGGAUAUCUUGAGAAUGAAGGAGUAAGUUUGGACAUCUGGCAGGGCACAGUGGCUCACACCUGUACUCCCAGCGCUUUGGGAGGCCAAGGCGGGCAGACCACUUGAGGCCAGAAGUUCAAGACCAGCCUAGCCAAUAUGGGAAAACCCCGUCUCUAAUAAAAAUAUAUAAAUUUGCUCAGCAUGGCAGCGCAUGCCUGUAAUCCCAGCUACCUGGUCAGCUGAAGCAUGAGGAUUGCUUGAACCCAGGAGGUGGAGGUUACAGUGAGCCAAGAUUUCACUACUGUACUCCAGUGUGGGUGAGAGCAAGACUCUAUCUCAAAAAAAAAAAAAAAGUUUGGACAUUUGCUAGUUCCCAUCUCAAGUUAAAAGCCAAGAAAUUGGCACCACAAGCUGUAGUCAAUAUGCAAUUCUGUUGGCCAGGUGCAAUGACUCACACUUGUAAUCCCAGCACGUUGGGAGGCUGAGGCGGGAGGAUUGCUUGGGCUCAGGAGUUUGAGACCAGCCUAGACAACAUCAUGGUGAAACCCCAUCUCUCCCAAAAAAAGAAAAAAAAAUUAUUUGCCUACCCAUCUAUGAGGCUACUAACCUUCCUUUGUAAGUUCCCACAGCAUGACACAAUCGCUAGUUCAAAGUGUACUUGAGUAUACUCUUCUAUGUACAGGAAGAUGUAAUGAUGGAGUAACAAGCUCAAUGCGCAAGAAACAAUAAUAAUAAAAUAUAUUUUAUACCACAUUAACUGCAUUCAUUAUAUGUAGGUUAGAAAACCUCAAGAAAAUGUUCUGAGGAGCUAGAAAAGGAUGAGUGGAAAAGCAGGACUCAAACCAGGCAGAGACUCACACAGAACCCGGAUAGACAGAUGACAUUCUAUGUGGAGGAUGAAAAAGAACACAUUCGUAAUGGCAAGAAUUUGCAUAGUAAAUCCAAAAAUGAUAAUAAGGCAACCGACCUAACUGGAUUGGGAUGAUGAAAAACACGGUUUAGGAGUUGGGUGAGGUGAUGUCUAGAUGAAGGCUGCAGGGAACGCCUGCCCGGUUAGAAAACAGGAGGACAGAGGAUUGGGUGGAGCCUGAAGGAAUUCUACAGUUAAAGAGGAGGAGGGAAAAGAGCAAGUAGCAGAGGACAAGCAAGCCAAAGGAAGUGUUUUUUAAAAAAACAAAACUUAAAAAGCAGCAAGUAAACACACUCCAAACUGUUAAACAGUGACACCUGGCAGUGUGAGGCGUGGGAAAGUGGUUUUAUUUUAGUAUUUUCAGUUGAUUUUUUUUUUUUUAGCAAGCAGACACUUUUUUGUAAUAAAAGAAAAAAUGUGUAAAAGUUGAAGGAAGAAUUUCGAGAAAUGAGCAGUCACCAGCAUUAAAUGCCAAAGUGGUCAAGAAUAGGAAGAGAGAAAAAUGUCACUGAAUUAGGUAAGAAGUUAAUGGUAAA
Molecule: messenger RNA, 5586 nt
Organism: Callithrix jacchus (white-tufted-ear marmoset)
Lineage: Eukaryota; Metazoa; Chordata; Mammalia; Primates; Cebidae
Gene: CMTM7
Product: CKLF like MARVEL transmembrane domain containing 7
Cellular component (GO): membrane
Source: RefSeq, a predicted model, not a curated record